Tupaia belangeri chinensis (Chinese tree shrew) is the source of this 1908-nucleotide messenger RNA. RefSeq names its product zinc finger protein 449 (gene ZNF449). Lineage: Eukaryota; Metazoa; Chordata; Mammalia; Scandentia; Tupaiidae. The record is from RefSeq and is a predicted model, not a curated record. Gene Ontology annotation, biological process: regulation of transcription by RNA polymerase II. Gene Ontology annotation, molecular function: RNA polymerase II cis-regulatory region sequence-specific DNA binding; DNA-binding transcription factor activity, RNA polymerase II-specific.
CGCUUCAGGCAGUUCCAGUACAGAGAAGCAGCUGGGCCUCAUGAAGCCUUCAAUAAACUCUGGGAGCUUUGCUGUCAAUGGCUCAAGCCAAAGAUGCGUUCUAAGGAACAAAUCCUGGAGCUGCUAGUGUUAGAGCAGUUCCUCACUAUUCUGCCCACAGAGAUAGAGACCUGGGUGAGAGAACACUGUCCGGAGAACAGAGAAAGAGUCGUGGCACUCAUAGAAGACUUACAGAGAGAACUGGAGAUACCAGAACAGCAGGUCGACAUGCAUGACAUGCUCUUGGAAGAACUUGCACCAGCGGGCACGGCACACAUACCACCAGACAUCCACCUGGAAUCACCUGCACUCCAGGUGACAGGACCUGCCCAGGAGGCCCCAGUGGCAGAGGCGUGGAUCCCACAGGCAGGGCCACAGGAGCUGCACUAUGGGGCUGCUGGGGAAUGCCAGCCUUUUCUGGACCCUGGAUUUCCAUUACCAAAGCUUGAUGUGAACUUCCCAUUGGAACAUAGAGAAGAGCCAUGGGUGAAGGAAUUGCAGGACUCCAAAGAAAUGAAACAAUUACUUGAUUCCAAAAUCGGUUUUGAGAUUGGGAUAGAAAAUGAAGAAGAUACUUCAAAACAGAAAAAACUGGAGAAUAUGUAUCCAUUUAUUGUAACUUUAGAGGGGAAUGCUCUCCAUGGUCCUAUUUUGCAAAAAGACUAUGUACCAUUAGAAAAUCAAUGGGAAAACCCCCCAGAGGAUUUACAGACAGAUUUAACAAAAAUUGUAGAUCCUCAGAAUCCUGCUCUAGGAGAGACACCUGAGAACUCCAAUUUAGAAGAACCUCUCAACCCUAGACCCCUUAAGAAAAAAAAUCCAGGAGAGAAACCUCAUAGAUGUCCUCAGUGUGGGAAAUGUUUUGCUCGGAAGUCACAACUUACUGGACACCAGAGAAUUCAUUCUGGAGAGGAGCCUCACAAAUGCCCUGAAUGUGGAAAAAGAUUUCUUCGUAGUUCAGACCUUUAUAGACACCAACGACUUCAUACAGGGGAGCGGCCCUAUGAAUGCACUGUAUGUAAAAAGCGAUUCACUCGGCGGUCACACCUUAUAGGGCACCAGAGAACCCAUUCUGAAGAAGAAACAUAUAAAUGCCUUGAGUGUGGAAAAAGUUUUUGUCAUGGAUCAAGUCUUAAAAGACAUCUGAAAACUCAUACAGGAGAAAAACCUCACAGAUGUCAUAAUUGUGGGAAAAGUUUUAGUCGAUAUACAGCUCUUACUUUACACCAGAGAACGCAUACUGAAGAGAGACCUUUUAAAUGUAAUUACUGUGGGAAAAGCUUUAGACAGAGACCAAGCCUUGUUAUUCAUUUAAGAAUUCAUACAGGGGAGAAGCCAUACAAGUGUAGUCAUUGUUCUAAAAGCUUUAGACAGAGAGCAGGUCUUAUUAUGCACCAAGUCACUCACUUUAGAGGACUGCUUUAAGAAUCAUUAAGGGAAACCAGUCCUACAUAUAUGGACACUAACAAAAAAACAACCUGCAGCAGCCUGUUUGUCUUAGACUCUUGUUUGAGCUUGUAAGAACAGUUUUUCUAUUUUUAAAAUCCACUUUUGAGGUAUAUUAGUCCUAGAGUUAUCAACCUAUGCUUGCAACUUUUCUAAAUUUGAUUUAUUCUUUCUCCACAAUUCUUCUAAUUUUAUUGCAAUAAAAAGUUUUGUGUUCCAAGGCAACCAUAUUAUAGGUGUAAGCAUAAAACAAAAUUGAUGACAAUCCUUUAUGAGUAGCAUUGAUAUAAUGAAUAAUCUAUUUGUUCAUCUGACAUAUCUAUUAUAGCAGUACCAUAAUUAUUCUGCUGUAUCAUUAUUAAAGUUUUUAUUAUUUUUUUAGAUGUUUGCCAUAGUGUGUGUGCACUCUCUGGAGAGACAGAG